AUGUGGAACUACCUGAUCUUCUCCGGCCUCUUCGCGAUCGUCUCGCUCCUCUUAACUCAGAAUCUCAAGAGGCCGAUAAGCAUCGUGGACCGAGGAAAAACCCGUUACGAUUACGUUAUCGUUGGAGCUGGUACCGCGGGAUGUGUCAUGGCCUCGCGUUUAUCAGCAAAUUCGAAUACUACGGUUCUCCUGGUGGAGGCCGGCGGCUACUUCGGUUGGUUAUCGACCAUUCCAAUAGCGGCACCGAUCCUGCAAAAGUCCUACAUGGACUGGGCAUACAAAACGGAAUCGCAGUCCUUUUCUUCCAAGGGUCUCUUGGACAACCGACAAAACAUCCCGCGAGGGAAGGGCCUCGGCGGCAGCGGUCAACUGAACUAUCUGGUGCACUCGUUCGGUCGCCCGGAGGAUUACUCGCACUGGCCCGAGGGCUGGUCCCACGUGGAGCUCCAGCCCUACUUUCACCGCGUGACGAAGCUCGUGCGCGCCCGAGCCGCCCUCGUCAAGGAGGAUCUCGCUCGAGCGAUGCGCGAAGCCGCGAACAGCCUCUGGGGGAGCGGGGCGAGCUUCGCCGAGGCUCAGACCACCUUGUACAAGGGCGCCCGGUGGAGCACCUACCACUCGCACUUGAGGGCCGCUUGGGAUCGGGCUAAUCUCCACAUCCUCGUCGACACGACGGUUACCAGGGUGAGCGACCUCCUUUCUUUACGCGCUAUCGCGUGCCCACCACAUUUACGCAAAACGACUGUGGAAUACACUACUUUAACCCCCUUUGCUUCAUUGGAAUUGAAGAUCCUGCUAGAUAAGGAAAAUAAAAUUGUUGGCGUUGAAGUACAAUACGAGGAUGGCCUAAGUGAAGAAAUUGAAGCUACGGAAGAAGUUAUACUUUGCGCAGGUGCAAUUGGUACUCCGCAUUUAUUGAUGAUUUCUGGUAUUGGACCGAGAGAUCAAUUGGAUAAAUUUAAGAUACCAGUGCAACUCGAUGUUCCAGCGGUCGGAAAAAACUACAUCGAUCACUUUAAUAUGCCUGUUUAUGUACAGCUGAAAUCACCAGUCAGUAUCACAUUAAAAAAACUUCAAUCCAUUUCAACCAUUGUCCAAUACUUUUUAUUCGGAACUGGGCUUCUGGCUUCUAAUGGAAUUAUGGGCAUUGCUCGAGUCAAUGAUAGCGCUGUGCUUCUUGCUGGCAUUGCCUCUACCGAUGAAAAACUGCUUAAAAUUAUUUCAAAUUAUCGAACCAAGACUUUCAGAUCGCUCUUUCCAAGUUACGCCGACCCGAUGCGCCACGGCUUCAUAUUCAUGUCGAAUUGUUUGCAGCCAAAGAGCCGCGGGAAUAUAACGCUCGGGUCGAAUAGCAUUUUCGAUCGACCGAUCAUCGAACCGGCUUUCCUCGAGCGAUAUGAAGAUGUCGCGUGCACUAUAAACGCGAUAAGAUUAGGGCUUUCCAUCAUCCGCACACCGCUUUUCCGUAAGUUCGGCGCGGAGGUUCACGUACCCGACAUCGAGGAAUGCCAGGACCUCGUGCAGGAUUAUCGAGAUGACGCGUUUGCGGAAUGCGUUAUAAGGGUGGCUGGGCUCACGAGUCAUCAUCCGACCGGCACCUGCAAAAUGGGUAACAGCGACGAAGACGGCGUCGUCGACGAAUUUUUAAGGGUACACGGAAUCCAGGGCCUCCGAAUAGUCGAUGCUAGUGUUCUACCAAUCCCAGUCUCGGGAAUGCCGAAUUCCGUAAUAAUAGUUCUCGCCGAGAGACUAGCUGGUAUCAUCUUACAAUCAUCCAAAUUUAAGAGAUAAAAUUGUAAAAUUAAUAAACCCAUCGCGCGAUUCAGCUUGUGG
This is a messenger RNA of Ceratosolen solmsi marchali, 1833 nucleotides long. RefSeq names its product neither inactivation nor afterpotential protein G. Lineage: Eukaryota; Metazoa; Arthropoda; Insecta; Hymenoptera; Agaonidae. The record is from RefSeq and is a predicted model, not a curated record. The transcript is spliced from 9 exons. Gene Ontology annotation, molecular function: flavin adenine dinucleotide binding; oxidoreductase activity, acting on CH-OH group of donors. Bases 1 to 1791 code for a protein of 596 amino acids.